Nannospalax galili (Upper Galilee mountains blind mole rat) is the source of this 1105-nucleotide messenger RNA. It is a transcript of the gene Rexo2, whose product is annotated as RNA exonuclease 2. The transcript is spliced from 7 exons. Gene Ontology annotation, cellular component: mitochondrion. Lineage: Eukaryota; Metazoa; Chordata; Mammalia; Rodentia; Spalacidae. The record is from RefSeq and is a predicted model, not a curated record. The coding region runs from base 85 to 798 and encodes 237 amino acids. Gene Ontology annotation, molecular function: 3'-5'-RNA exonuclease activity; nucleic acid binding.
CAGCGGGUUUGCGACGUUUAGCGACUGUGGCGCCUGCGCGCGUGCGGCCGGCGGGGCUGGGGCCGUGGCGGCUCGUGCCGGGUGAUGCUAGGCGUAUCCCGGGGCUCCAGGCUGUUGCGGGGUGUGGGUGGGAGGCACAGGCAGUUCGGGGCGCGAGGUGUCCACGAAGGUGGCACAGCCAUGGCGGCAGGGGAGAGCAUGGCUCAGCGGAUGGUCUGGGUGGACCUGGAGAUGACAGGAUUGGACAUUGAAAAGGACCAGAUUAUUGAGAUGGCCUGUCUGAUAACUGACUCGGAUCUUAACAUUUUGGCUGAAGGUCCCAAUCUGAUUAUCAAACAGCCAGAUGAGUUGCUGGAUAGCAUGUCUGAUUGGUGUAAGGAGCAUCAUGGGAAGUCUGGUCUUACCAAGGCAGUGAAGGAGAGUACAAUUACAUUGCAGCAGGCAGAGUAUGAAUUUCUGUCCUUUGUACGACAGCAGACUCCUCCGGGGCUCUGUCCACUUGCAGGAAAUUCAGUUCAUGCAGAUAAGAAGUUUCUUGACAAAUACAUGCCCCAGUUCAUGAAACACCUUCAUUAUAGGAUAAUUGAUGUGAGCACUGUUAAAGAACUGUGCAGACGCUGGUAUCCGGAAGAAUACGAAUUUGCACCAAAGAAGGCUGCUUCUCACAGGGCACUCGAGGACAUUAGCGAAAGCAUCAAAGAACUUCAGUUUUACCGAAAUAACAUCUUCAAGAAAAAAACAGAUGAAAAGAAGAGGAAAAUUAUAGAAAAUGGGGAAAAUGAGAAGACUGUGAGUUGAUGCCAGCUGUCACGAGGCCACGCCGUAGUGCUCUGGAAGCAUCUUUAGUGAUUUUCUUUUUUCUUUUUUUCCCCCCAUGCUGAAUCUCAGCAGAGCACUUUCCCCUCAGUUAACUUGCAUCUGCAGAUUCUGCAAGCAAACAUCACUGAUUUUUCUUCUAAUCUGCUGUUUUCUGUUAAGACACAGCAGCUCCUUUGUAAGCUCCAGGCCACACCCACCUCUCAGUGCAUACCUGCAUUUGCUUUUAGACCAUUUCUUUUGUUUAAAAUAAAUAAAUAAUAAAUAAAGCUAGUUCUAUUGAAAUGCA